Molecule: messenger RNA, 9145 nt
Organism: Odontomachus brunneus
Lineage: Eukaryota; Metazoa; Arthropoda; Insecta; Hymenoptera; Formicidae
Gene: mAChR-B
Exons: 5
Coding region: 1056-3878 (940 amino acids)
Biological process (GO): G protein-coupled receptor signaling pathway, coupled to cyclic nucleotide second messenger; adenylate cyclase-inhibiting G protein-coupled acetylcholine receptor signaling pathway; chemical synaptic transmission
Cellular component (GO): synapse; dendrite; membrane
Molecular function (GO): G protein-coupled acetylcholine receptor activity; G protein-coupled serotonin receptor activity
Source: RefSeq, a predicted model, not a curated record
GCGACGCUCACGGCGCUCACUUGAAUCCUCGCCGCGUGUUCGUCGGGCGAUUCGCCUCGAAACAGAGCGUGUUGACGUGAGCGACGGGCUGAGGAGACGUUCAUUAGUUCGGACCGGGAAGUCCGGCCGGCUCGCGACUCCGGCUUGAUCGUCGAUCGCGGAUCGAGAACGUCGAUCUUGAUUCGGGACGCACGUGACUUUCACCUUUUCUCUCUCUCUCUCUUUCUCUCCCUCCCUCGUGUGAAGCUUUUCCGAGACGUGUUUCGCGCGAAUAAGUGUGAACGCGGCGUGGGUGCGAAGACAGGUGCAGCGCAAGUGAAAACGGACGAUCCAGCCGGAGGAGAAACCCGAGCUCAGCCGAGAGAAAGUCCCGCUGCCGCGGAAAUACCUCGGAGGGUCGCAGUUGUCCUACGAUUUAACGACUUCGACAAGGUUAUCCUCUUCGUACGAUCUCGCAACGUGCUGGACGCCAUCGAGUCGACUCGUGGACUUAUCAUCAAGGACGAUCGCGUGCGCCCGUCGCUCGAUGUAGAUUACGGUCUAGGACGAUCGAAUCGAUCGAAGUGUGUGCGCGGGAUCCCGCGACGUCGAUCGAGAGGACGAUCCACGGGUGUGCAACUGCUCGUGGACGCUUGUGCAACGGGCUGGUGUGAUGAUCCGAGAUCUCUCUUGAACUCUGUUUUCUACUACUCGUCUCGACGAGGCCCCAGUACCGGUCGGUCUCGUCGGGAAUCAUCAUCGAUGUGCCAACCCCGCGAAGCGUCCGUCGUCCACGGCCGUCGGUCGUCGCGCCGUGAGGUGACAGUGCCGUCGCGUGCCGUUCGUGAAACUUGCCGCCGUGCUCGAUGCGUGCACGGAAGAUGGAAGUAAGGACUCGCGUUCGUGUGUCCGCGUGGAGCAUUAAGGGCUGAAGUUUCGGAGUUCCACUGGCCUACUUCGGCUCUGUCCUCCGGGUGGAGAGCGCGCGGAGGAUGUCCGAGAGGUGACUGGGUGCUGAGGAGGAGGAGAGGGCGCAGUGGCAUCGAAGGGGUUGCUGCCACCUCGGUCUGGUUGGAAUGGAGAUGAACGGCACCGAAAGCAGCCUGAACGGCACCGAGGUCAAUCGCACAUCCGCGCCUGUCUUCACCAUUGGGACGGAUUUUAUCACGCAAUGGAAGCUGAAGAGACAGCGGGAGCGCCUGUGUCGAUUUGUGUACAACCAAAUUUUGACGGCGGAAUGUACCCAGUUAAAUGGAACAUGGCCUGACCCGGAUGACCCGCGCUGGAGCAGCGGUGAAUACGCAGAACUUCUGCCCGACUGGUUCCCAACAAACGCGACGAACAUCUCGACUUUCGGAAACGCGACGACUCCGUCGACGUUGGAUGAAUCUCUGACACCCGUUUUGCCACCGUUCACGCUCUGGCAGACGGUACUGAUCGCUAUCUGUCUGGCGAUAUGCAUACUGUUAACCGUUGGCGGUAACAUCCUCGUCCUCCUGGCAUUCAUCGUAGAUAGGGCCAUCAGGCAGCCGAGUAACUACUUCAUCGCAUCAUUAGCUGCCACUGAUAUGCUUAUCGGCACCGUGUCGAUGCCGUUCUACACGGUCUACGUGCUAAUGGGCUAUUGGAACCUGGGCCCACUGCUCUGCGAUCUGUGGCUGUCGGUGGACUACACGGUAUGCCUGGUGUCCCAGUACACCGUGCUGCUGAUCACCAUCGACCGCUUCUGUUCAGUGAAGAUAGCCGCGCAGUACCGCAGUUGGCGCACGAAGCAGCGAGUGAUCUGGAUGGUGACCAUCACCUGGAUCAUACCGGCGCUGCUCUUCUUCAUCAGCAUCUUUGGCUGGGAACACUUCAUCGGUUACCGGGACUUAAACCCAGGCCAGUGCGCGGUGCAGUUUCUCAAGGACCCGGUGUUCAACACCGCGCUGAUUAUCGGAUAUUACUGGACCACGCUGAUCGUUCUGUUCAUCCUCUACGGUGGUAUUUACAAGACCGCGUAUGACAUGCAGAAGAAGAGCGAGGCGAAGCAGCGCAAGAUGCAGUCGAUGGUAGCACUGAGCGCCGGCGCCAUGUCCGGUAUGGCCGGCCGCGCCGCCGGCAUCGGCAUGUCCAAGACCCAGAGCACCUUGUUGAGUCAGGACAAGCCGAAGAUUACGGUGGACGAAAGCGCCGGCGGCACGGACGCGAGUGCCGCGCAGAAGACCGUCGCGAAAGCCGACGGCGAUACCGCGACGACUAUGUCGGAAUCCGCGUGCAAGAACAUCGUCGCGAACGCCGUCACGGUGGCAGAAACCGAGAAGUCCGAGCGUUCCAGCAGCCCCGCCUUCGACUCCGACGAGGAGAGCACCGUGGGCACCAGCCAACAACACAGCAACAUCCGCAAACGAUCGUCCCUGGCGGGCCUGAUGGCCCAGUCCGGCGCCCUGCAGGUGUUCGCUACCAACGGACGUCUCAACGGCAUCAUGCCGGUCAAGGUGGAGCUGAGCGUGCCCACCGCGCGGAAACUACUGCCCACCAGCCCUACGCGCGAUAUCGGCACGGCGACGCAGCGGGCGCAAACACUGCCGAAAAUACAAGAGCUCAGUCUCUUGGACACCGACAAUCCCGCCGAGCUGGACAAGUCUAGCAGCCGCACGCUGACACCGGAACAGUCUCUGAGAUCGAAUGAGGUCGAGGAUAAUCAACAGUCGAUCGCCGAGGCAAGCGAGGCGACGCCGGCCGUUCAAACGAAGCACGCGUCGAUCAAUAGUGUUCAACAGAACAUCAUCCCGCCACCCACGCAGUUUCAAAGCAGCCCGCCAGUGCCGGAAAGUCCUACCACGUCGUCGUCGACCGAUCGACCCAAAUCGCUGAUCGUGUGUUCUUAUGGUCAAGGCACUUACGACAUCCUCACCGGCCUGGACGGCGGCGACCUGCGCUACAUGGACGAGAGCUCCAUCAUCGUCCCCAGUCCAUCUUACGAGAGUCCACCGUCUUCCUUCUCCUGCAGUCUGGCAAACCCGUUGUCGACGGCACCGCCGUCACCGAUUUUAGGUAACACCGUGGCAACAGGUGCUGGCACCAGCACCAGCUUGCUCCAGACCGCUCUCAUCAGAGCGACGGCGCAGCAGGCUGGCACCGGUCAGUUGACGGUCACGCAGAACAAACAUCAUCAACAGCCCGUCAUGUCGAACGCGUCCAGCCAAACGCACCCGCCGCGUGUCUUCAUCACACAUCAGACGAAUGUGGCGUCGCAGACAUCGCCCACAGUCAGCAAGGUGCACACCGAGGUGUCUGUGAGCGCGGAGGGCACCAAGAAACAUCAGCCUGUGACGACGGUAGUGACGAGCGCAGCGGCGGCGGCGACCGUUGUAGUGACGAUGGAGUCGUCCAACAGCACGACCGACCGCGUCUCCGAUCAGUUCGCCAAGGCGAACAAUCCGCCGCAAAACUCGUCGUCCAGCAGUAUAAUGCCGACCGCGUCGGUCACCACGAACAGUCAGGAGGUGAAACGACAAUCGUCCAAGAAGAAGGAGUCACCGUCAGACGCGGAGCAGAGCGGUUCGAGACGAGACUUCGUCAAGUCCAUCGGGAAACGACUCAAGGCUAAAACGCAGAAGAAGGAUUUCACGAUAGGCCGGCAAAAGUCACGGACGGAGAACAGGGCGCGCAAGGCUUUUCGCACGAUAUCCUUCAUCCUGGGCGCGUUCGUCGCCUGUUGGACGCCCUAUCACAUACUCGCGCUGGUCGAGGGCUUCUGCGCGAACCCGCCGUGCACGAAUGAGCACCUCUUCAUGUUCUCGUAUUUUCUGUGCUACGCCAACAGCCCCAUGAAUCCGUUCUGCUACGCCUUGGCGAAUCAGCAGUUCAAGAAGACCUUUACCAGAAUACUAAAGGGCGACUUGCACAUGACGUAAGAAGAGAGGCAAAGCGGGCGACGGCCACUCUCAAGCACGCGCGGCCACUACUGUUUCGAUAAUAUUUUCGUAGAGCUAAACGUUUUAGGCGACGCGGACUCUCCUUAUCGCGGAGAAGAUGGCCUUCCAAUACUUAAUCACCGAAUUAUCCUCACUCGUCUCGUAACUGUGGUGAACUCGGACAAUAAUCAAAUGAGAAUCAUAUUUUAAGAGCCGUGCCGGCGAGAUCCGGCGUCUCGCGCGCCUUUUGUACAUAUAGUAUAAAAUAUAGUGAACGUGACUUAAUCAGCGUGGCGCGCUCCAGCCGAUCAAGAGUUGCGCUUAUGUAUAUAACAUGCUUGUACACACGUGUGAAUAAUUUGUUACCCCUCGUGUAACGUGCUUAGGAUGCGUAGCUAGGUGUAGGCCGACAGCUGUACGUACUAGUAGACAAUUUUCAGCCGAUCAUGUGUAUCACGGAGUGACGAGCGCGUUGCCGGACAAACGCUAAAAUUCCUAACGGCCGCGACUCGUGAAACAACAGUCCGUAGACGGCUCGUGGAGAGAACGUGGAGAGCUCGCGGGGUUUAGGUUUGCACAUGAAUUGCCGUGACCGUAGAGGUAAGGCGUAAACUUAAACUGAAGGAGCAAUCGGGAUGUUGCUUUGGGAUUCUUCUAGCUAGAAGAAGAUUGUCGUGACUAUAUGUAGGAUUCCGACUGAGCAACUAGGAUUUUAAGCAAAGGAAUCUUAGUUACUUUUACAUAAGAUCAGAUUUCGCGGCAAUUCCGUCUUCUUCUAGAGCACACAAAACUGUAGCGAAUCCGGAUUGGCCUUUCAGCUAAACUUUAUGUCUGUGGUUACGGUAAUGCAUGUGCGAAAGCCCUUAAGAUCACGUGGAGCGCGCGUCAUGCUCCAAGUAGCGGCUCAACGUUUAACUGUAAGCCUUACUGUAGGAAACCUCGAACGACGAUCGAUUGCUCGUCGCACGAAAGACGAAAAGUGAAGAUACUAAGUGUAAGAUAUCUUGAUAUAUACAUACAUACAUACAUACAUAUAUAUAUAUAUAUAUAUAUAUAUAUAUAUAUAUAUAUAUAUAUAUAUAUACAUAUACAUACACACGCCCAGCUGUAAUAUCGUGUAAAGCUUACUCCGCCGCUUUACGAACCGAGAGAAGUGUUUCCCUUUCUUCCUCGUGGUGUGUAAUCGCGCAGUAAUCGUGUAGCGUUUCUCACGCUGUUUACAUUAUAUAACGUGCGUAUAAUUGAGUGUGUCUCCCGAAUACUGUGUAAUAAUGCGUUACUCGCGAGUCCCUUUUUUUACGAGCAACGAAUCAGCUCGAGGUGGCACGCGCCUCGUGGAAGAGCGAUUGGACAAUUGACGUUUCACCUACGGCUCGAUCGUGGAUCGUAAUGUACACUGCCUUGAGAUGGCCUAAAGCAAAGGGCUCUUCUCUUCGAAUUUUGCGACGCUUGGCACUCACGAGCAAACGAGCUCCCGUCGACAUGUCUGAUCGACGUCGCGUUUCGCGGUAAGAGAAACUAAAGCAAUUCGCGCCGACCAGACGCUCCCGUCUGGACAAUCCACACGUCGCUAUAUAUAUUUACUUCAUAUUAUUUAUAUAUUAUCAUAAGUUAUUAGUGUUAUCAUAAGUUUCUCUCGCAUGCGAUCGUCGAGCGUUCUGUAUAUUUACGCAAUGUGCUAUUAAAGAAAAGGAAAAUCUAUUGCAAUAAUUACUGUAUCGUCGGCGAACAAUUAGUUCAAAUUAGCAGCAGACUGUGAUGAUUACGGCGUCCCAAGGCCGGCGACGUUUCAAUAUCGCUUAUUUCUCAAAGUACCAACAAUGCCUAAUUUUCUUAUUACCAUUUUACUGCAAGCGCACACGUGUGUAUCUCGCGAUUACUGCGAAUCGUCGAAAGAAUGAAAUCUGACAAACAGUAGCGGACAUUUCAUGUCCUCGUAUGUCGUCAUGUUUUAAUAACGCGCAUCGUGUUAGCAUUAAAUUGCAGCGCGAUCGGAUCAAACGAUUUCGGCAAAUCGGAAUUACAAUUGAUAGAAGUGAUUUAUCAAAAACGCGCGAGAGCUAAUCAUAACGUCUCUAAUCAGUGCGAAAAAUAACGGACGGUUGUGUCCGAAAAUUUCGCAGGUCUACAUUUCGCGUCGCGUUGGAUCACACGGUUAAUUGAUAGUCGACCGGGCGAGUGGAUUAAGCGACACACGUCUCCCCCAUCGAGUUGCUCUUGAAUCGACCAUUGGAAUGUACAUUCUGAGGAAAGGCAAAUAUGAAGUCGAGCAGUACCGUCAAUACACGUUAGGCGUAGCUUUCGAUUAAAUGCCGUCUAAAUCAAAUUCUGGCACUUCGUCGGCCUGAACAGGUCUAGUAUUGGUCACACGACGGAAAGUUAGGCGAACAGAGGAGGUGCGCGAUCGAGCAUGUCGCGUCGACUUUGAGCCCAUGUCGGUUCGACCCUCGCGAGUCGCGCCUUCCUCUAUCCGCUGCGUUUGCGUUUCCGCGCUUCGUCAAUAUUCGCGUGUGAUCAGGAGGAGCAUUCUCUAACUAAGUGUCACCCUUGACCUUUCCAAUUAAAUCGUUUCAGUCAUUCACAGAGUGAAGAAUCGUCACAUUUGUUUGCUUAUGUCAUCUUAUGGAUAAAAAAAAGAGAGAGAACGAUAUUCGUAUCUUUGAGAGUAUAUCAGCUAGAUAAUGCGCGGACGUCUCGACAGUUUGCGAGCUAAUUUCCCGUUUCAGAAUGUGCACACUUGUACAUUUAUCUACGUCGCGUAAGUCGCGGAGAGCGAUCGCGCGGGAGUAGCCGCGCGAAGAUUUUCUAUUGCAUUCCCUCUGCUGCGCCGUACAGACACUUUUCUACCUUGAUAUCGUUUCGUACGUAUGCUCUCGCGAAUCUCAUCUGAUAUUCACGCUGCAGCAUCUUACCGCUAAAAGCGCCUCAUGUUCUUCCAUGAGAAAAGUACGUCCCGCCGGCUGGGCGCGAGAUGAUAUAUUUCGCAUUCAUGCCGCGCGAGCGGCCCGAAUUUGAUAAUUUUUGCCGCAGCGGACAUUUUGGCGCUUUGGGUAUCUUCCGAAAUUCACUGCCAACGGUGAGAGUUAUCCUGUCUCUUCGUCAUGCCUGUAAAUAUCAUGAGAUCGCUUUGACAUCGCGGACCUAGUCGAAAUAUCCUGUUCAUCCGAUCUCUCUCUCUCUCUUUCUCUCUCUCUCUCUCUCUCUCUCUCUCUCUCUCUCUCCCUCCCUCUCUGUCUCUCCCUUGAGACGUGCUAAUUGAACGUCUCAAUAGCGAGUGUUCGGUUCUAUGUCGCAGAUCCUUUGUUCGUGCAAGAUGUAUGCGCCGAUGUGACUUGCCGAUGCGCGAGCGAAAAUUAGCUUUCCUAAUGAAUUUCGGGGCGCGCUACUCAUCGCUUUUGAUUUUGCGAACGGUGACGCGAGUGAGCAGCACGAUACACGGUAAUAAUUUCUCGCGAAGGGACACACGCGCACGUGAAAAAAAGAUAAAGGGGAUUUGUGUCGGUAGCGAUCGAGCACCCGGGGCAAUCGUUUCGCGAUACGGCUUCUGUAUCUUGAACAUUCGGAACGCGACGACGUUGGCGCCGAUUACGAUUUAGUAAAGUAAGAUCGAACAGCGUAAAUGUGAUUAUUGUGCUUCGUAGGCGACCAAGUCGCAAACGUUUCUGCGAACGUCGGAUUCCUCGACGCGAUCGGCACGAUAAUGUAACGUCGGUGUAAAGACGAUUAACUUCACUUAGAACCUAAGUCCAAAGAUCAGCCUAACUGGUCGAGAAGGAAACGACACGUCGCGGGUAACAUAGAGCGAAAUUCUCUGUACGAUACUUAAUCUAUAUCUCUAAGUGAACGGGAUAUAUGCAAAGGAGAGAAGAACAAGAAUAUAUGGGAGAGCGAGUGUGUGUGCGGGCUCAAAUCGCGCGGUGCGCUUAUUGUACAGAGAUAAUAUACUUUGUAGGGAAAUAACAAAGUUAUUAAGCGGGCGUUGCGUCGUGUAGCCGUGAUGUAUACAUGUAUACAUAAACAUACACACACGUGUAUAAGUAGCGUGAUCGGUAGACAGUAAAGGCCGUAGCGCCUGAAAAAGAGGAGAAUGAAAAGAGCCGGUAGACGGUGCAAUAUCUAGCGAAUAAGUAUAAUUAGCUCUAGGCGAUAGCGCGGUUAAAAGGAGAGCAGGUAACAAUAAUAGCCGCAUGAAGCCUAUAUGGAGCCGCGUAAAACGCGCAUUGUCUAGAUCUGCGAUCGCUUUCGCGCAGAAAGAGUAUGUGUCGUUGCAAUUUAUCCCCUCGCGGUCGAGCUUCUGUACCGUAGGUAGAUUGUUCGUCGUAGGUCAGGCGAAAAAACGGACGUGAAAGUCGUGGCCGGCGAGUCGCGGUGAAUGAAAAGAAAGAAAACUCACUUUAUGCCCGAUGGAUCCUGGUAUUAACGAUGUCGUGGAAAGUUUCAACGGCGACUUCGUCGCCUCACGAAUGAAUCGCGCACGAGAUGUAAUAAUUCUCCCUUUGAUUCGCGAUCGGCCGUCGCGAUCGAUUGCGCAAAUACAAUAUGCGGGAGUGUGUCUCUCAGAUAGUACAAUUCCUUGCACAUUUCUGCGGAAAUUAUUUCGCCGAGACCGAAUGACAUGCCGGGACGUUGACGGAGAAGCGAUGGAGGUCAAACAAAGCUCGAGUAUAUGGAACGUUUGUAUUUGUACUUGCUUCCGAUGCCUCGCGCGAUGUGUAGUGUGCAUAAUACGUAAUGUAAGCGGACAAUUAAUUUGAUAAUUACGUAGUAUUGUUUCAUAAGCAGCUAUCUAACCGAGGAAACAGCGCGAGAUGAAGGAACAUAGUUGCUAUUGAAUGAUGGACAAUACACUUUGCUCGUCCGACAAUCUUGGACUUUUACGGAUCCUUGAAUUGGUAGCCGACGUUUCAUUGUGAAUUUACCCACGUGCGUUCUAUCCCCUAUUUAUGUAUUACCUCUUGUAAUCCUACUAUUUCUUUUUUCCGACACUUGAAAUUGUACCAUACAAAGGACAACGUUGUAUAGAAGAAUUACGAAUUAUUCCUUUGGUAAAUUCGAGUUAGCUUUUAAGGGUAAAAGGAGAGAAAAUGUUAUAAAUAAAUCUGAUACUCUAUAACACACACACAUACACAUACAUAUACAGGAAUACAUAUACACACGAUAUCGUAUACAUACAAUACCAUGCAGUGUAUGUUACAUUUAGCUCUGAAAAAUAUUAUUUCAACUGUAUAUGUUUCAUUCAACGAGAAAUAAAAUAAUUCCCACACUUG